Molecule: messenger RNA, 231 nt
Organism: Eremothecium cymbalariae DBVPG#7215
Lineage: Eukaryota; Fungi; Ascomycota; Saccharomycetes; Saccharomycetales; Saccharomycetaceae
Exons: 1
Coding region: 1-231 (76 amino acids)
Source: RefSeq, a predicted model, not a curated record
AUGCAAUUCAAGACCAUUGUCGCCGUUUUCGCCGCUGCCUCUGUCGUUUCAGCUCACUCUAUGAAGAAUGAUUCAAACAGCACUCUAAGCCACAGCAACGGGUCCAACGGAUCCAACAGUUCAGGCGCGGCCACUACAAGUGCUUCCACAGCUGGUGCUGCCCAGGCCGGUUUGGUAAAUGCUGGUGUCUUCGGUGCUGCUGUUGCCGCCGGUGUUGCUAUGCUAUUCUAA